UCUCGUUCGUUUUUUUUUCGAGCGAGUUCGCGCGUAAAUUUUUUUCGCCAACCGCUGGUUAGUCUCCCGGGUAUGGUGUACUAUUCUGGCAGGAGAGCUUUUUUGGAGACCACGCGAAUCGCAAUCGAAACGAACGAUCUACUUUUCCGAAUUAUUAGAAAGUAAUUGCAUCGAAUUUCGUGAGACUGAGUGAGGUAAUUAGUAGUAGCCAUAGCCAACAAAUCGCUGAGGCAGCCCGAUAAAAAGCCAAGUGGCGUUUCCUUCCUGUCCUCGCGCGAUAGAGAGAAGGACGAGAGAGCUUAGGCUUCGCUCGUCCCCGCUAACCUACUAGUUAUCGGGGAUCAUUUUCCCCGAGCUACGCGAGGGACGAAGCCUUCUCCGGCGUAGUGUAUACCACUAGGAAAAGUUUUUGCAUCAACCCUCGCUCUCCCUUCCCUCAGAAUGGACAAUCUUCUGAAACAGAUAAAUCCACGCGCGAGCGACCGAAGAAAGCCCGCGACCUCCCAAAGAGAGCCCUGAAAGUGAGAGGGUAUAUAAGGCCGGGAAAAAAGUCAUCCCCCGUCGUAAAAACUCGUCGGCGUCGAAUCAUCCCGUCUGGACGCGGCGAGCGACAGGUCCGCUUAACGUCGCAUAAAAUCCACGCACGCUGCUUUCGCCUCGAGGAAAAUAAACGCGCACACGCGUCUCCUCGGAAUUUCGCCUCUUGACCAUAUUAUCCUCGUAACUCCGCGCUCGUAAAAUAUUUGUUUCAAUUUCCGGUGAGUGCGCGCGGAGAAGCUAUACUGCAGCGGCAGAAGCGAGUUUAUGAGUUGUUAAGCGCGUCUCGCCGUGUGCGUGCGUCGUCGAUAAAAUGGCGAAACGAGGCGUUGAAAUUCCGUCGUCGCCGUAGUCUCAUCUCGUGUGUGAAAGUUUCGUCGCGUGAAUUUCGCGAGUCUCGUUCGCUGAGUGUAAGUGGGUCGUGUCGAUUUUUCCUCAAUUUCGCUUGUUGCGGAGAGGGAACGAAGAAAUUUCCCGAGUGGAGAUCGCGUACUAAACGAGGGGAUGGCUAUCCGAGAUAUAUCGUUUUCUCGCAGAGGCGCCAGAGAGACACAUCAGCUUCCUUCUCGGAUGCAGAUAUAUAUCCGGAGGCCUGGGCGCCGCGGGUGAAUUUGGCAUAGUCCCUCGAGUGCUAGGCUCUAGAUCCGUCGACGGAAGAAUGGAUAACCGGUAAUUGUAGCUUGGCAGGGAUUCAAUGUAGGUAAAUACGCUGUGUCGUGCUCCACGCGCCACGUGUAGACACAACCAGCGUGUCCCGUCCCCGUUGUCGUCGUCGUCGUCGUCUUCUCUCUAACCCUCACGUAGGCGGAGACCGGUGCGGCGCAGCGAGAAUUGGUAAGGGGCCAAGAAAAGUCGAUGGGCGCCCGAGCUACUCGUGAGUCCGCUCCAGAUGGAGUCCGCCUCUCUGUGAUGUCUAUCUCUUUGGCCUAUCGCUACUUGAUACCUCGCAGCCGAGGAGGGGAUUCAUCAUGCCAGGUGGGCUUGACGAUGCCGCCAGAUGGGAUAUGGCUGCUGGGACUACUCCUUCACUCGAGUACGUGGACUUUGGCACCGAUAGAUGUACCGAGAGAUCGGUGACGAGUUGAACGUUAUAUUGGUUUCUUUUUUCGAAGCGGAAGUAGAAGAAGAAGAAGAAGAAGAAGAAGAAGAAGAAGAAGAAGAAGAAGAAGAAGAAGAAGAAGAAGAAGAAGAGACUAGUAUUUUUAGCGCGAGUGAGGAGAUAACGCGAGCACGACUUCGGAGACAGGUGGCUGGCUCUGAUAAGGGCAGCUGUUGUUUUCUCUGAUAAGAGCGCAGUUCGUUUUGGAUUCAUAAUCUGUUUCGCGUUUGUGGCUGCGGCGUGUUUAUUCCACCGCAUCGAGGCCUGCUUGGAGCGCAAGAAAAUACGUGUAUUCGGCGAGCAAGAACACGUGGAACUACUCAAAGAGGGAGUGAUCCACGCGCUGGAAUGGAAGAGCAAAAUAACGCCCGGACUGUUUUACGCAGUGGUGAACGUCUUGAGAGAGGAUUACAACCACGUGGACGUCAUAGACGUAAGCGAAAACCAAUUGGACGGAUAUGUCAUCGAUAAUCUGUCGAUAUUGAUACAGAUGAUAUUAACCGGUGGCGAACAGUGUCCUUGUGGAAAAGGACCUGUGCUGACACCUCGCGUGAUUGAGUGUGGGGACUUGAUAGAUUGUUCCUUCGAUAAACUGAUAAUUGACGUUUACCUUACCGGUCAUCCCGAAAAGGACGAUGUUCAGAUUUUGAGAGUGAAGUACAAGACGACUACGAAGCCAUGUCAUCUACUGGAACUUAAGAUUCAAAAUUUUGUUAUCCGCGUGGAAAAUAAUCAGAACGGAUAUGGCGAAGUCUUAGGUUUGACAGAUACAACGGAUGACAGUUUGGAAGCUCUGAGGAGCCACGAUUACUUUAGCCAACUGAUAUUCAGAUCGAAUAAGCAAUACACCGAUUACCAAAACAUGGGGAGCUUGAGAAUGGGUAAGGGUCAAAGAUACCUCAGUUGGAGCAACGUGACUCGUGGACAAUUUUUAGUAAGAACACAUUGAGUUACUGAAAGCAAUAAAACCGAGCAUUUCACCGAUACCGAUGGCUACAUGAAGAUCAAAUUCGAUCCCUGCUCACCUCCAAAGUAUUGCUCUCGCUGCUUGAAGAAGCUUCUAAUUGAUUUUGCAUACAACGCGAUGUUCAAAGGACCUUUGGAAUGCCCCACAAAUAACGGGCUAUCAACCAUACCAGAUUUGGUAGAACUGAGGUACCCGAACGAUCCCACGAUUCAACACUGUCGCCUGAGCGAAAUCAUGGUAACAGUACUCCCUUCAGCAAAGAACAAAAUCUACACAAAAGUAAUGAAAGACUUCGGAGGAUUCAGCCUAAACUUCGACAGCAUCUGGACACCCUGCGUCAAACACCUGAACUGCAUCGGCAGAGACUGCAGCAUCAACGUCAUCUGACAAAAAAAACUUCACCAAUAAAAUAUACCUCCUCGGAAAACAUCGAUCUCCUCCACCUUCAAUACCCACAACAGCCGUCGAUCCGUCUGCAAGCUUCUUUUUCGCGCGGCACCUCCACAGAGCCCCUUUCACACCAGAGAGAAAGAGAGAACGCGGCAAUGAAAUAUAGCUCCGCGUCCUGGAGCCAGACUCACCGCCUCAUUUCGCGGUCCGGUGACGCCCAGGAAUUCGCCAAUUGGAUUUUCUCUGACGCGCUCUCACCAUAUCUCUCUCUCUCUCUCUCUCUCUCACUCUCUCUCUCUCUCCCUCUCUCUCUCUCUCUUUCUUUCUUUACUUGUAAUGUGUAUAUCUACGCACCAGAUAGGGUUGUACCCCAAGGUGAAAUAAAAACAAACUCAAACUCAAA
Nasonia vitripennis (jewel wasp) is the source of this 3396-nucleotide messenger RNA. RefSeq lists its product as uncharacterized. The record is from RefSeq and is a predicted model, not a curated record. The transcript is spliced from 5 exons. NCBI's taxonomy places the organism in Eukaryota, Metazoa, Arthropoda, Insecta, Hymenoptera, Pteromalidae. Bases 2127 to 2585 code for a protein of 152 amino acids.